Molecule: messenger RNA, 518 nt
Organism: Drosophila hydei
Lineage: Eukaryota; Metazoa; Arthropoda; Insecta; Diptera; Drosophilidae
Exons: 2
Coding region: 85-327 (80 amino acids)
Biological process (GO): 2-oxoglutarate metabolic process
Source: RefSeq, a predicted model, not a curated record
ACUCAGCUGUUUUGACGUAACUCUCGUUCGGCACAUUACUAUUAAUAUUAAGCAAAUCAGAUUUUAAAUAAUUUUAAUUUAAAAAUGGUGCGCUUAAAUAUAGUCUAUCUGACGAAACGGGUACCACUCAUCCACUUCCGUAAGGGAGGUCAAGCAUUGGCUAACAAGCCAGCUGCAAGUCAACAGGCAAGUUCAAAGGAUUCCGGAGGCAAAAAGACUACUGGGGGACCUGCAAUUGAGGACUGGGAGCUGCCUUCGCGCUUCGCCCGCAAGCCAAUCGACCCACUGGAGGCAGAGUACAUUAACAAUGGCGGAAUACCCAAUUAAAAUGAUUCUCGACUGGCUGCUUAAAAUAAAAAAAAUUUUAAUAGUGAAUGCAUUGUGAACGCAUCACGUUGUAUUGAUUAUGUGAUUGACAGCUGUUUUAACAUUCAAGAGCAUUCACAAGCAAACCUAGCCAUCAUAUGUUUUGUAUAAAUUUCGGUAAAGUUAAUUAAAUUACGAGAAUUUCCUAAUGU